Messenger RNA from Postia placenta MAD-698-R-SB12, 3063 nucleotides. RefSeq lists its product as hypothetical. Gene Ontology annotation, cellular component: cytosol; nucleus. The transcript has 6 exons. Lineage: Eukaryota; Fungi; Basidiomycota; Agaricomycetes; Polyporales; Adustoporiaceae. Gene Ontology annotation, molecular function: cysteine-type deubiquitinase activity; cysteine-type endopeptidase activity. Gene Ontology annotation, biological process: protein deubiquitination. The record is from RefSeq and is a predicted model, not a curated record. Bases 1 to 2760 code for a protein of 919 amino acids.
AUGGCCAUAGGGAAAUGGAACCCCUUUGGUCAGACUCAGUCCUCCUCCCCCGCCCCACCCGUGGUCGCCGCCCGUCCCCCCGUCAUAUCCGCCGCAGAUGCAAAGCAGUUUGGUCUCGAGAAUUUUGGCAACACCUGUUAUGCCAACUCUGUCCUGCAGGCCCUCUAUUUCUGCGGGCCGUUCCGCGAGCUGCUCGUCCAAUACCCCGACCCUUCCGCACCCGAUGUCCCCCCGCUACCGUCCCCAUCCGCGCGCGCACCCACCUCCAUCCCCUCCAGUCCUGCGCUCGUCCCGCGGCGCAGGCCAGAACGCAAAGCCUCCGUGUCCGAGUCGUCGCCGUUGCAGAGCUCAGCGCCGAGCGCGAGCCUGCUGGGCCCACCGCCGGCGAUCCCAUCACAGCCGCCGACGCUGCUGUCCGCACUGCGGUCGCUGUUCGUGCAUAUCAGCCGCCAUCCGGCAGAGCGCGGGUCGGUGGCGCCGCGCGCAUUCAUCGACAAGCUCAAGGAGCUGAACGAGCUGUUCCGGGGCUCGAUGCACCAGGACGCGCACGAGUUUCUGAAUUUCCUGCUGAACAAGAUCGUCGAGGAGAUGGAGGACGACCGGAGGCACGGGUACCGUGGGCUAGCGGACGGCAACGGCAACGGCAACGGGCAUGCGCAUGCGCAUGUAAAUGGCGGGAGUGCCUCCGCCGAAGACAUGUCCGCAUCAAUAGCCACGAUGUCGUCGAUCGCCGCGGGUGUGGCCAGCGCGUCGGUGUCGACGACGCAGCCGACGGCGGUGCAGGCAACGAUCGUGCACCGGCUGUUCGAGGGCGUGCUGACGAGCGAGACGCGUUGCCUUACGUGCGAGACGGUGUCCUCUCGGGACGAGAGCUUCCUGGAUCUCUCGAUCGACAUCGAGCAGAACUCGAGCGUGACGGCGUGCCUGCGGCAGUUCAGCGCGAGCGAGAUGCUGUGCCAGAAGAACAAGUUCUUCUGCGACUCGUGCUGCGAUCUGCAGGAGGCGGAGAAACGGAUGAAAAUCAAGAAGCUGCCGAAUAUACUGGCGCUGCAUCUGAAGCGGUUCAAGUACCAGGAGGAUGUGGGCAAGUAUAUCAAGCUUGCGUACCGCGUGGCGUUCCCGUUCCAGCUGCGCCUCUUCAACACCGUGGACGACGCCGAGAAUCCUGAUCGGCUGUACGAGCUGUUCGCGAUCGUCGUGCACAUCGGAAACGGUCCCCAUCACGGCCACUACGUCACGAUCAUCAAGGCGCGGGGGACGUGGCUGCUCUUUGAUGAUGACAGCGUCGAUACCAUCAAGGAGUCCGACAUCCCAAAGUACUAUGGCGAGUCUACGAAUGGCUCGGCGUACGUCCUUUAUUAUCAGGCGGUUGAUCUGGACAUGGCUGCCCUCGGACUGCGUCCGCGUGAAGCCACUCCUUCCGCGGCCGAUAUAGGCUCGUCGCCCACUGCGAAGCCUGCGGACGUGAUCGCGACCACGACGACGGACAGCAGCGAGCGGGACCCCUGCUCACCGGCGCUGCCGCCAGGCCUGUCGGAAGAGCCGGACUCCUCGGACAAGAGCGACUCGCCUCUCCUUUCCACCCCUGCGUCGCAACCGAUCCCCCUGCUGCCGAAUCGGCCACCCAAGUCGCCUUCUCCCACACCGCAGAGCAACGGAUCGGCGGGAUCGUCGCAGACCCAGCCGCUGGCCGAGUCGCCGGCACCCUCGAGCACGCUCGGCGGGCUGUUCAACACCCUGCGGCAUACGUCGUCCAUGCGCGCGCGGGGCGAGAACCGGAGGAGCGUGCUCGACCCGUCGGUCCCGCCCGUGCCGUCGCUGCCGUCGCCGUCGAAGGCCAAGGCGUCGCACAGGCCAGGGACCGCGCAGUCCGCAGUGUCCGUGGCAGGCGGGCCGCACGACGCACCGCCGGAGCCGGCGUCCCCGUCGGGCCCCGCGAAGGAGAAGACGCCGGAGAAGAAGACGAGCAUGUGGCUCAGGAUGAAAAGCUCGCGGCUGGAGGCGUCGUUCAGCGGCACGUCGUCCGCGUCGUCCGCGGCGCCGAGGGAGGAGGUCGCUUGGCCGCGCUCGCAGACGGUCAAGGGCAGCGCGGGGGCGGGGCGAAGAGCAUCUCAUGUGGACGUGCCGUCCGCGUUUGCUGCGUCGCCGCCGCUGGCCGCCGCGAUGUCCGUCCCGUCGUCCCCCGUGCAGCCGAGGCUCGUCCAUCCGGAGCACAAGAAGUCGACGCCAGAGCUCACGCCGAAGGGCAAGAGCGGGAUGACGAGCAUUGGGCGGGCAUCGUCGGCGCUGGCGCGGCUCCCGAAGCGGCCGUCGACCGCGGGCGCGACGCCGGUGGCGUCGUCGUCGUCCUGGUCACGCCCCAACUCGAGCGUUGUGCCGCCGUUGCCUACGCUGCCUGGCUCGCCGCCGUUGCGGCAGGCCGCUGCCGACGAGGCCGCAGAACGCGCGACGCCGCACAGCGAUGCGCCGCCGAGCUCGGCGUCCACGAGUCGAGUGGACGACUUUGGGAUGCGUAGGCCGCUCGUGCCGCAACGGCCGAGCACGGCGAUACCCAUGCCGGGCGCUGUCGGGAUGUCGGCGUCGUAUUCGACGUCGAGUGCGGCGAGCUCGAACGUGGCGGACCGGACGGUGCUGUCUGGGAGCACGAAGAAGCGGGCGACGCGCAAGCUGAGCUUCACGGCGCCGAUGCUGGGCUUUGGGCGGAAGGACCGGCAGAAAGAGCGGGAGACGCCGCCCAGCGCGUUCCCGCUGAGCCAGUGACGUGCAAAGAGCAUGAUGGCUGGGGCUGCGACGGACAUGGACCGUGCUUGUACGUGUGCGCACGCACGCGCUAGAUCUCUUGUGCAGCUUGAGUUCUUCAUAUGAUUAUCGCCUUCAUACUUGUACUCAUCUUGUGUUUUUUUGUAAUGCUGCUUCGCUUUCGGCGGUAACGUUUAUUCGAGCGUGGGCGGAGGCGAGUCGCGUUGGAUGCAUAGGUCGCACCCCCUCAUUCAGCGCAUAUCUACAGCACGAUGUAUAUAUAACCCACUGCAUAAGUAACAUGAGUAAUGUAAUGUGUAGUAG